Molecule: messenger RNA, 944 nt
Organism: Triplophysa dalaica
Lineage: Eukaryota; Metazoa; Chordata; Actinopteri; Cypriniformes; Nemacheilidae
Product: vitelline membrane outer layer protein 1-like
Exons: 4
Coding region: 152-793 (213 amino acids)
Source: RefSeq, a predicted model, not a curated record
CAUUACGGUUCUCCAGCAGCACAGCAUCCGAAGUAUUAUCUCAAUCUCCUCGAGACUGCGCAGUCGUGUGGACAACACUGGACACUCACAGACAGACGGACGCGCUGCUCAUCUCACUUCUAAACUUUACUAAAAUCCGAGCGCUUCUGAAAUGUUGAAGUUCAUUUGUCGUUCGUUGAUUUUUCUUCUGCUUGUUUAUGGCUCGUGUGUGAGUGAACGGCUUCGACGGAUCGAGCGCAACACCAACAGGCCGUACCGCUCACUGCUGCAGGUGAAUAACGGCCUGCACUGGGGCCCGUGGGGGCAGAAGGAGAUGUGUCCGUGGGGGACUUAUGCCGCAGGCUUCAGUCUGAAGGUGGAGCAGCCUCAGGGGACAGGGUUUUGGGCUGGGGAUGACACGGCGCUUAAUGGGAUUCGUCUUCACUGCAUUGACUCAUCCAAGAGUUCAUCUCGACAGUAUGAAUACUACAGCACAGUACAGUCUGACGCUGGCAGCUGGGGUCAAUGGACGGCUAUUACAUGGUGCUGUGGUGGUUUUUUGACAUCUUUUCAGCUGAGGGUUGAACGUAAACAAGGGGACGGGGAUGACACGGCAGCGAACAACAUCAGAUUUACCUGCAGUAGAACCGGUCAGGUGAUGGAGGGCUCAGGAAGGCACAGGGGUGACUGGGGCGGCCGGAGCAACAAGUGUUAUGGAAAAGGAAUCUGUGGGAUUGAGACAAGGGUGGAGCCGCCGCAGGGGGGAGGAGAUGACACGGCCCUCAAUGAUGUGCGCAUGUACUGCUGCGAUUAGAACCUGUGACCCUCAGAGAAACCAGCAGACCAUCACUAAAUAAAGCUUCAAGCACUUUUAGAAAUAAUCAAUGUGUAAAUUUGUAUUAUGUGACUUGAGAUGUAUUACUACCACACAGCUUGACACAUCAAAUAAAUGAAUUUCAACCUUU